This is a messenger RNA of Mugil cephalus (flathead mullet), 4343 nucleotides long. RefSeq names its product formin 1 (gene fmn1). Gene Ontology annotation, cellular component: cytoskeleton; cytoplasm; actin filament. The record is from RefSeq and is a predicted model, not a curated record. Gene Ontology annotation, biological process: cortical actin cytoskeleton organization; actin filament network formation; actin nucleation. Bases 641 to 4102 code for a protein of 1153 amino acids. The transcript has 17 exons. Gene Ontology annotation, molecular function: actin filament binding; microtubule binding. NCBI's taxonomy places the organism in Eukaryota, Metazoa, Chordata, Actinopteri, Mugiliformes, Mugilidae.
CGUGUGCAGCGGUGGAUUUGCAGGCCAAACGUUUACCGAGCGAUUCCCCUGCCAGUCCUAUUUACCCUCCUUGAGCUCUGGGUGUGGCUCUCCUCCCAUCUGUUCUGGGUGGCUUCCUUCGCCUCGCGGCUCACGGAUGUCAGGGUGUUGUCAGAGCCGGCGGCUGGAGGCGCCAUCUGCGUCCAAUUACCCCCUGACAAUCAGCAGGACGACGAUAAACUCGCCACAGCGGGUUACAGAGGAGCCAGAGAGGAGAAAAUAAUAAUAAAGAGAAAGAAGUACAAGCGUGAACUUGGAUCUGGUUUUAACUGCGGCCGAGCUGAGUCGCUCCAGCCAAGAAAGUCAUGGAGCCGGGGCUUGGAAACCUUCACUUUUCCAUGACUUUGCGGAUUUCUCGUCUGAGUCACUAACAGCUGCUUCCAGUUUUAGGAAAAGCGGCUCUCUCUGGUAAGACAUAAAGGAGAAGCUGAAGUUGGAAGGAGCAGUCGGUUUAUUAUCAACGAGCUGGAGCAGAAACAGGUCGGAUUUUCUGACGCGAUAAGACUCGACUGACUCAGACUUUUCUUGCAUUUGUUUGCCGAUGAUGAUCUGGUGUUGCAUGCCUUAAACCCCAGUCACUGGCUGUGUUUGAGAGCAAAAAAUGGAGCAGCCAAAAGCCAUCCUGAAGUUUUUCAGGACCAUCUCAGAGGAGCGAAACGAGGACGCGAAGCAGGAAGAGCUAAAUGUUGAUCUCAGGAAAAAUGUGGAAAUGAGCUUUAAAGAGUCCUUGUCGUUUGUUAUAUGGCCUCGCGAAGGUGAAAAGACUGAGUCUCGCUCAGCGGGACAUUUAAGUUUGAGAGAGGACGAGGAGAAGGAGGAGGUGGAGGAGAGGAAUCAUUUUAACCUAACAGAGCUGCAAAGCGUGGCUGCAAACACUGAAAAUGUCUCAGAGGAACUGACCUCUGCAACAAAUCAAGACCAGAAUAAGAUUGCGGAUGAGCGUAAAGUUAACGGCUGCAGUACGGAGGGUCGCACAUCUCAGGACGAAGCUCUGCAGACAGAACGUCAACACGUUUCAGUCGAGUGCACGAAUGGCGACUGUGACUGCGUCGCACCAAUCGUUGUGAAGCAGGAUGAUGCUAAGGAGAGCAACCGAGAUGUAGAAAACAUCAACCAAGACGCUCACGUCCAGGAAGACUUUGUCCCUGAGCACCAGACUGAAGAGACGUUGGAGGAAAAUGAAGAAAGAAAGGCGACUGUGGAGAAAGAUGACGACGAGUGGAAAGGAGAUGAAUUUCCAGACUCUCCCAUUAGACCCAACCAUCUUCUAAUCCCACAUGAUGAUAUUACCCCAACCUCCCAAUCCCCCCCGUCUGUGGUCACCUUAACCAGAGCCACCUUCUCUCCGGUCUCCCCCACCGACAAGCUCCCGGCCCUCUUCAGCGGCCUCAGGGUCCUGAGGAAGGGGGUCGUCGGCCCCGAGCACGACACCGUGGCCCAGAUCAGGACCACUGUCGCAGACAAGCAGGGCGACGCCAAGAUCCAGGGGAACUUCCUGGACCAGAUCUCCCUGUUUCUGAGUCGGGACAAGAGGGGAGAGGAGAAAGAGGCGAAGAAAGAGUCGGAGGCUGAGGGGGACCUGGAUGAAAGCAAGGCGCGUGGAAAUGAAGAGAGCCAAGAGGGCGACAGGAAGGAGCUCGAACCGGAGGAAGACGGCUCGGAGUCGUCCGAGGCCGCCAGGUCCCCCGUGUCCAGCGCGGAGGCGGCCUUCGACGCCUUCAAGGCCUUUUUCACCCCGAAGCCUCUGAAGAAGGACCCAUCCGAGAAGAUCGACCUGGACGCGGUCAGGAAGAAGAUGAGGGGCGAUAAAGACGUGUUCAGGUCGCUUUUUGAGAGAAGCUCCAGUAAGACGCCAGAGAGGAAAGACUCAUCCGAUGGAAAACCAGAGGCCUGGACUCCAGGAGAAGCAGAGGAACGAACCCCCGGUCGUCUACAAGCCGUGUGGCCGCCUCUUAAGGAGGAAAAGGUCGGGCUGAAGUACACAGAAGCAGAACAUCAGGCUGCUCUGCUGCAGCUGAAGAGAGAAUGCAAAGAGGAGCUGGAGAAGUUACAGGAGGACUACGGGCGGGAGAUCUCCAGACUGAGGGUGGAGAGCGAGGACAACGUGGCCCGUCUGGAGCACGCCGUGGCCGAGCUUCAGGCCACGCUCUGCCAGGUCGGGACCCAGCAUCGAGGGGAGCUCAGAGACGCCGCCGUGUCCACGGCCGACGACUUUCUGCACAAAUCGUUCCGCACCGUCUGCAUCCAGACGGACCGAGAGACUUUCAUCAAACCUGUGGAGGACGGAGAAGGCGAGGGGAGGACCUGCCCGAGCCCUCAGCAGCAGAAGGUGGCGCCCAAAAAGCUGGACCUGGCUUCCAUCAGCCUCAGCUUUUCAGGUCAGAGGGAAGUUUCAACGACGUCGUCUCCAACUCUUCCUCCUCUGUCUGAACAACAACCUGCACCUUCUCCAGCCACACCAGACGCCAUUUCUCCUCCUCCUCCUCCUCCUCCACCGCCACCUCCUCCUCCUCCUCCUGUUACAGACUUCCAGCAGACUUCCAAUGGACUCCCUCCACCGCCUCUACCACCACCUCCGCCUCCUCCGUCCACGCCAGGCUCAGGACUGCCUCCACCUCCUCCUCCUCCUCCUCCUCCUCCUCCUCCUCCAUCCACGCCAGGCUCAGGACUGCCUCCACCUCCUCCUCCGCCUGCUCCAGUUGGAGGUUUCAUAAUUGAGAAACCUCCCAGGAAACCGGUGGUGGAGCCCUCCCGACCCAUGAAGCCUCUUUACUGGACCAGGAUCCAGGUCCAGGACAACAACAACAAGACUCUGUGGAACGUCUUAGAGGAGCCGAACCUCGUGAACACCAAAGAAUUUGAGGACCUCUUCGCCAAAGUCAUCACCCACACAAAGAGGAAGCCGCUGUCAGAGACGUACGAGAAGAAAGCCAAAGCCAGGAAGCUCAUUAAGCUGCUGGAUGGGAAGCGCUCUCAGGCUGUGGGCAUCCUCAUAUCGAGCCUCCACCUGGAGAUGAAAGACAUUCAGCAAGCCGUGCUGACGGUGGAUCACUCUGUGGUGGACCUGGAGACCAUUGAAGCUCUGUUUGAAAAUAGAGCUCAGCCAGAGGAGCUGGAGAGGAUCAAGAAACACUACGAAACGUCUGAGGAGGAGGACGUUAAACUGCUGGACAAACCUGAGCAGUUCCUGUACGAGCUCUCCCAGAUCCCAGACUUCGCCGGCCGGGCUCGCUGCAUCAUCUUCCAGGCAGCCUUCGUGGACGGGAUCGCCUCCAUUCAACGCAAGCUCAGCAAUGUCUCGUCCGUCUGUAAGGCUCUGCUGGAGAGCGACGGCGUCAGGGAGGUCAUGGCGCUGGUGUUGGCUCUGGGGAACCACAUGAACGGAGGCAACAGGACCAGAGGACAGGCCGACGGCUUCGGACUGGAAAUCCUCCCCAAACUCAAGGACGUUAAGAGCAGGGAUAAUCGUAUCAACCUGGUGGACUACGUGGUGUCGUACUACCUGCACAAUGUGGACAAGAACGCCGGCACAGACAAGAGCAUGUUCCCUCUUCCUGAACCUCAGGACGUCUUCCUGGCGUCGCAGGUCAAGUUCGACGACCUCAACAGAGACCUGAGGCAGCUCGGACGAGACCUGACAAGAUGCGAGAAAGACGUUCAGCAAGUUUGCUCUGACUCGCCUGAAGAGCACCUGCAGCCGUUCAAGGACAGGAUGGAGGCUUUCGUUGUCAGCGCACGAAAAGACCACUCAGAAGCUUCCUAUCAGCUGAUGACUGCACAAGAAAGUUUUCAGGACUUGGUUCUGUACUUUGGACUCAAGCCCAAGAUGGGAGAUAAGGAGGUGACGACGGUUCACUUCUUCAUGCUCUGGUUCGAGUUUUGCGCCGACUUCAAGGCCAGGUGGAAGCGAGAGAACAAGAGCAUCUCUAAAGAGAGGUUAAAAGAGGCUCAGCAGUCAGUGAAGAGGAUCACGGCCGAGAAGAAGGUGGAGACGAGGAAGAUCAACCCCAACAGCCUGAAAGAGCGACUGCGCCAGAAAGAAGCCGGCGUGUCUCCGAGUUAAAAGCAAAUUCUGGAUCGGCGAAGCCAAACAGUCGUCCUCAAGAAGCUGCGUCAUCGUCACAUUUACAGUCGGUUUCACUCAGCUGACAGCUUCAUGUAAUCUAUUUAUACAUUUAUACAGUUUAAACAGUAACCUAGCCCCAACUGUUUGUAGAUAGAGGUCACAUUUUGCAUUGGUUCUGUAAACGUCUGUAAUCUUUUUUCCAAUAAAUAAAAUCACUGGGCAGAUCAGAGAACUGUGA